Phialemonium atrogriseum is the source of this 723-nucleotide messenger RNA. RefSeq names its product Emopamil-binding protein. Lineage: Eukaryota; Fungi; Ascomycota; Sordariomycetes; Cephalothecales; Cephalothecaceae. The transcript has 3 exons. The coding region runs from base 1 to 723 and encodes 240 amino acids. Gene Ontology annotation, biological process: sterol metabolic process. Gene Ontology annotation, cellular component: membrane; endoplasmic reticulum. The record is from RefSeq and is a predicted model, not a curated record. Gene Ontology annotation, molecular function: cholestenol delta-isomerase activity.
AUGGCAGCUUCAACCCUCCCACCAGACCUCUUCGACCAGACGACUCUCGUCUCGCUCUUCUCGACCGUCGCCAUCCUCGCGCUGGCGUACGGCCUGUCGCGCCGGUGCCUCUCGUCGUCGAUCGCGUCGAGCCUCCGCUUCCUCUUCAUCUGGCACGCCUUCGACGCGCUGAUCCACUUCUGCCUCGAGGGCAGCUUCCUGUACCACUGCUUCUUCUCGUCGCUGCCGCUCGACGCAGCCGCCGAGGGCUUCUACCCGGACCCGCACAACUUCCUCGGGCACACCGACCGCGUGCACGGCUCGCAGGCCGGCGGCGCUAAUCCCUUUGCGCAGUUGUGGAUGGUGUACGCCAGGGCGGAUAGGAGGUGGGCGGGCGUGGAUCUGGGCGUGGUAAGCCUCGAGCUCCUGACCGUCUUCGUCGUCGGUCCCAUGGCGGUCUCCGUCUGCUACGACAUCGCCAAGAAGAAUCCUCGCGCCAACAUCACCAUGAUCAUGUUGGCAACUGCGGAGCUGUAUGGAGGUUUCAUGACUUUCUGUCCCGAGUGGCUUACGGGCAACGUCAAUCUGGACAGCAGCAAUUUCAUGUACCUGUGGGUUUAUCUUGUUUUCUUCAACAUGUUGUGGGUGUUUAUCCCAGCCUAUGCCAUUUAUGUUGCUUCGGCCGAUAUUUUCGAUGCGUUCAAGAUCAGGAGCGCUAGAGUGGGUGCUAAGAAGGCCAACUGA